CAGAGCGAAGCCGAUAGGGUUCUCGAGACGAUCAAAGAGAGACGGCGCACGGCCGCCUGCUAUCCCUGUGCAAAGCGCAAGGUCCGAUGCUCUGGUGGCCAGCCGUGUGCGACGUGCUCGCAGCGCAAUCAUCCCGACAUCUGCUUCUACCAUGAUGGCAAACGCCCCAACAAGCGCAAGCGCGAGACCGACAAUAUCGAACAUGGCGCGUCGCCGGGCGUUACAGCGGCGGUCAUGUCCAAACGUCAGGCGUAUGUGUUGCAGCAGGACAACAGCUCGCCGAGUGCCCCUUUGGCCACUCCGGCCUCGAGCCAUGCCGACCGUCCCCAGUCAAUCCCGCGACGAGCUGAUCCGACAACGUUGGGCAGCUCUUCUAUCGCCUCUUUCCUCGAAGAUCGCCUCCAGAAUGCUCGACCAGGACUUGGCCUCCAAAACCACCACUCGGUCAGCAAGCACCAGGCAGGACUGAUCCCGACUGUAGCCUCAUACGCAUCAUCUGAUCUAAUCGCCAUUUCUCCGCAAAGGUCGGAAGUUUUUCGCUUCUUCCCCUUUUUCCGAUCAAAUGUGGUCCCCUUCAUCUUGAAAGAUGGCGAUUCGCUCGAGCUUUCCAUCUUCACCUUCCUGAGCGACUUCGAAUCAGCACAGGCGAAAGAUGAGCCUGCGCUCCGCACCUUCACCGAGACUCAGCGCAAUCGCAUUUCUGUAUAUCUGGCUUCUCUGGCUCUUGGUGCGCAAAUGUCGGACAUGCCUGCCGCUGAAAGAGCUCGUUAUGCAGACGACUUUGCCUUGCUCAUGCUUGGAAUGUGCUUCCAGAACUCAGGCUCCUCAGACGCAUCCUGGUCACUUCUUGGGCUCACCUUCAGGCUCGCACAAUCAUUGGGCCUUCACAAUCCACCAUAUCGUCGUUCAGUUGCUGUUGAAUCCGCCGUCUCAUAUUCUUAUAGGAAGUCUAUCAUCUGGCAAGAUGCUCUGCUUUCGCUUCGCUUUGGACGAACGCCAUUACAGACCGCCUACGAUGCCAAUAAUCCAGAAUCAUGGCUACCUUCCCAUCUGAUCGACUCCUUUGUCGAUGCAAUGCACGCCUUGAACGCCAUUGGUCUUGCCUACAUGUCAAGCUCGGAACCAGAUCGCACGAAAGUGGGCAGUGUACGAGAUUGGAUAGCCGCACUCGAAAUGUUGCGCGAGCGUUUGCCGCCCUACCUAAAAUCUGUCGAAGGAUGUUCAAAUCUGCAGCAGACGCUCCAAUAUUAUGCUCUCCGUAUGCAUAUGUCUUUUCUCGAGGCGGAGAUGUGUCGACCAUGUAUGAUACGUGCCAACAGCGACAAUGCUGGAAAUUUCGAGGCAGACUUAAGUGAACGUGCUUUGAGAAGCAUGCAGACGACUGUCUCGGCGUAUUUAAGCAUGUCUCGGCUGAGUGUAUUGCCACUUCGCAAUUGGUCACUGAUCCAGGAGUCUCUGAGCUGCGCCUGCGUCCUGGCCUUGUUAAAGGCUUGCCGCAACAAUCCAGGAGUACAGAGCUUAUUGGACCAGGUCAUUCAAUUGCUU
Pseudocercospora fijiensis CIRAD86 is the source of this 1545-nucleotide messenger RNA. RefSeq lists its product as uncharacterized. The transcript has 3 exons. Lineage: Eukaryota; Fungi; Ascomycota; Dothideomycetes; Mycosphaerellales; Mycosphaerellaceae. The record is from RefSeq and is a predicted model, not a curated record. Gene Ontology annotation, molecular function: DNA-binding transcription factor activity, RNA polymerase II-specific; DNA binding; zinc ion binding. The annotation marks the transcript as partial. Gene Ontology annotation, biological process: regulation of DNA-templated transcription; DNA-templated transcription.